UGCCCGCGCCACUUCGGUUAACCACUCCAUCUGUUUAUAAAAAUACUGCGAACAGUCCACUCGCUCUCCGAUUGUUUACCCUUCUCAUGAAACAAAGCUCAUAAGCGACGUCGUUUCCUGGACCAACAGAAGUUCUGUAAAACAUGACGUCUGGAACGAGAAUGCCGACUUGGAAGGAGAGGGAAAACAACAAGAGACGAGAGCGCAGAAGACGAGCCAUCGCCUCCAAGAUCUACUCAGGCUUGAGAAUGUACGGUAACUACAAACUGCCUAAACACUGUGACAACAACGAGGUCUUGAAAGCUCUCUGUAAUGAAGCCGGUUGGACCGUUGAAGAAGACGGCACCACUUACAAAAAGGGUUGCAAACCUGUAGAACGCAUGGACAUUAUAGGAGGGUCUGCAUCAGCUAGUCCAUGCUCGUCAUAUCAGCCAAGUCCAUGUGUAUCCUACAAUCCAAGUCCUGCCUCAUCUUCCUUUCCUAGUCCAAGGGCAUCUCAUUAUGCUGCCAACGCAAAUGGUUCUGAUGCCAAUUUCCUUAUACCAUGGCUCAAAAACCUCUCUUCUAGUACAUCAUCAAUUUCAUCUAAACAAUCCCACCAUCUCUAUAUUCAUGCAGGUUCCAUAAGUGCCCCAGUGACCCCUCCAUUGAGCUCCCCAACUGCCCGAACUCCUCGAGCAAAAAAUGACUGGGAUGACGCUGCUGUGGGCUCAGCCUGGCCCAUGCAGCAAUAUUCUUUAUUGCCAUCAUCAACCCCACCAAGUCCUAGCCGCCAAGUCCUACCUGAUUCAGGAUGGCUUGCAGGAAUUCAGAUUCCCCAAAGUGGUCCUUCGUCUCCUACAUUCAGCCUUGUUGCACGAAAUCCAUUUGGGUUUAGAGAGGAGGUUUUGUCAGGUGGACCAUCACGAAUGUGGACUCCAGGACAAAGUGGGACCUGCUCUCCUGCAGUUCCUGCCGGCUUUGAUCAAACGGCAGAUGUUCCAAUGACAGAUGGUAUUGCAGCUGAGUUUGCAUUUGGCUGUAAUGCAACUGGUUUAGUGAAGCCUUGGGAAGGAGAAAGGAUCCAUGAGGAAUGUGUAUCUGAUGAUCUUGAACUUACACUUGGAAACUCCAGAACCAGAUAAAAAAAUUGUAUAAGAGGUCCAGUGUCUUGAUUUGGCGUUUUCAUUGCUUGUGCAAUAUUCCUCUUCAAAUAAUCUAGUGUCUACAGUUGGGCAAGGCAGCUGAAUUUGGAAGUACAGUGAGUAGGAUUAUCUUUCUUUUCCCUUUUUUUCUUUCUAUUUUCCUAACCGAAAAAAAAAGAAAGAAAGGAAAGGACAAAAAGUUGAAAUUAUAAAGAGUUCAUGGUGGUAAGUUUGCCCCUUUGGUUCAAUUCAUACAUAUGUUCCUUGUUUCCUUCAUCACAUUUAGAAUUUCCCAUCGCAGCAUCAGUACAUUGUGUUUGGUAUCUUGGUGUGAUUUUUGGUUUGUGAUUAAAAGGGAGUUGGGAUGUCAAAAAUUAGAUGAUUGUUUUGAAAUUACUAGUGCACCUCUACCUCAGUUUAAUUUUAUUUCA
Mangifera indica (mango) is the source of this 1555-nucleotide messenger RNA. RefSeq names its product BES1/BZR1 homolog protein 4-like. Gene Ontology annotation, biological process: brassinosteroid mediated signaling pathway; DNA-templated transcription. The record is from RefSeq and is a predicted model, not a curated record. The coding region runs from base 144 to 1124 and encodes 326 amino acids. Gene Ontology annotation, molecular function: DNA-binding transcription factor activity. Lineage: Eukaryota; Viridiplantae; Streptophyta; Magnoliopsida; Sapindales; Anacardiaceae. The transcript is spliced from 3 exons.